Messenger RNA from Lacerta agilis (Sand lizard), 1957 nucleotides. RefSeq names its product RAD21 cohesin complex component like 1 (gene RAD21L1). Gene Ontology annotation, biological process: synaptonemal complex assembly; replication-born double-strand break repair via sister chromatid exchange; mitotic sister chromatid cohesion. The transcript is spliced from 14 exons. The coding region runs from base 100 to 1752 and encodes 550 amino acids. Gene Ontology annotation, molecular function: protein binding; chromatin binding. The record is from RefSeq and is a predicted model, not a curated record. Gene Ontology annotation, cellular component: cohesin complex; synaptonemal complex. NCBI's taxonomy places the organism in Eukaryota, Metazoa, Chordata, Lepidosauria, Squamata, Lacertidae.
GUCCCAAGCUUUGGCCACGAUUUUAGAGACUUCUCCUGCAAGUUAAUCUCUUCGGACUUACUUUUGACUCAUCAAGUUAAAGAACAGAGUCUUUGCAAAAUGUUCUACACGCAGCUGCUUAUGAAUAAGCGUGGGCCUUUGGCCAAGAUAUGGUUGGCUGCUCACUGGGAUAAGAAACUCAAAAAAUCUCAUAUAUUUGAAUGCAAUUUAGAGAAGACUAUUGAAAAUAUGCUCUGCCCAAAGUUUAAACUUGCCCUGCGAACCUCAGGACACCUCUUGUUAGGAGUGGUGCGGAUCUACCACAGAAAAACCAAGUACCUCUUGUCCGACUGCAAUGAAGCUCUACUUAAAAUGCAGUCAGCCUUUCGUCCAGGACUUGUUGAUCUCCCAGAAGGGAACUUAGAGUUGAAUUAUGAUGCCAUCACAUUGCCUGAAGUAUUUCAUGAUUUUGACACACAACUCCCUGAGGUGAAUGCCAUUGAUGUUGCUGAGCAUUUUACACUGAACCAGAGCAGAGCUGAGGACAUCACUUUGCUGGAAGAGGAUUAUAGACAGGAUCUACUUCUCCAUGGUGAUAGUUUUGGUGAAGAAAUUGAAAUGCCGAGGCAGCAUGGCUUUCUCAAUGACAGCACAUUGGCUAGUUCUGGUGGCCUCUUGACUGAUUACAGUUUUUUGAGCUUCACUGAAGACAAAACUGCAUUUGCUGAAGAUGCCCAUUCAUUCAAGUAUGAUGGGUUUGGAGAUGAAGGAUCUGCAGGCGAUAUGAUUGAUGCUGUUCUUGGAGCUGAGCCAAAUGACCACGUUAUUACGGACCUCAACAUGGAGGAAGAAUUUUCUUUACUCCAAGAGCUUCCGACUGAUAAUACAGCAGGCCAUCCUAGAUCUGAGCAGGAAGCAAGAAGUUGCCAAAUUAAUGAAACAACCUUGUUGCUCAGUGAGGAAGAAGGAUUUGUACUUGAACCACUUGACAGUUCAGUUCUCACAAGGAAACAAAGAGGGAAAAAGAAAAGAAAGUUACUUGUUGAUUAUGUGAAUCAGCUAAGCAGAAAAACUAUGCAAAACCAGCUUACGGACUAUGAAGACACUUUAACUGAAUUAGAUAUUGCACCCCCUACAAGAAGGCUGAUGAUUUUACAGGACUUGGGGAGUGCGGAUAAACUUCUGGGCAGACCUACCCAGACUACAAUUAAUGAAGAUUUGCAAAAGCUCUUUGCUAAAAGUCUCAGGUAUGGAAGAAAAAGGUUGCAAGAGCUUGCAGUUGAAAGAAGCAAAGAACAAGAUUUCCAAGAAUUGCCAACAGCAGGGGUUUCAAAAGCUAUGCAAGACACAACUUAUCAGUUUGUGUCACAAAGUAGCGGAGAAGAAAAGGGAAAUAAAGAAAUUAUUGAACCUAUGGAAACUGUUGGUGGAGCGUCUACUACUUCUGAUUGUUCUUCCCGAGAAACUUCUGUAAGACUAGAGGUUGAGGGUAAGCAGGCUGCAGUGGAAAAGGGAAAUAAAGACAAUGCUGCAGAUAAAGAAGAAAAGGAUAAAAAAGCUGUAGAUUUGCUAAAUACUUUCCGGGACAUGUACCAGACAGGAGCAAAGUCUUUCAGUUUUCUGACCCUCUGUAAAAACAAGACCAAGAAAGAAGUUGCAGACAAAUUCUUUAGCUUGCUUGUUCUAAAGAAACAAAGAGCUAUUGAGGUGGCCCAGGCUGCUCCCUAUGCUGACAUUGUGGUGACGGUGGGUCCAAACUUCCAUACUUUCUGAAGGGUAGAGUGGUCUCCUUUUAACCAUUAGUUGCUAUGGUUGAAAAUUCUACUCUGCAUUCUAUGAAAGUUGCAAAGAGACACCUUACAGCAUACCUAGACCUUUGGAUUAGACAGUGUCCUCUGCUGCAUAGAUGUGCACAUGCACUUAAGAACAAGAGCUAAUAGACUACGUGCAGAAAUAUUAUAUUGUUAAAAAGAAAAAA